Cetraspora pellucida is the source of this 300-nucleotide messenger RNA. Lineage: Eukaryota; Fungi; Glomeromycota; Glomeromycetes; Diversisporales; Gigasporaceae. The record is from the annotation of a GenBank genome assembly.
AUGCUUGCACAAAAUGUGGGUCUUCUUGAAAAUAUUUAUAAUUGUGUUGAAUUUGCACUUGAGGAAAAAUAUGAACUUUAUAUAAGCGAACAAACUUUGUUAACUUAUUUUUGGCCAAAGCAUCUUAACACUUUUUCAGCAAAGCAGUAUUAUUAUUCUCAAUGGUUCAAAUUUGCUGGUAUUGUGUUGCCUAUAGACCAUUUUGGUGCUCAUCUUAACUCACAAGGAAAAGUAAUUGAUAAAGAAUUAGCAAUAAAAAAUUUUUACUUUUUAGAAAAAAAACUUUGUGAUAUUUGGUAA